Pteronotus mesoamericanus is the source of this 3140-nucleotide messenger RNA. RefSeq names its product zinc finger protein 512 (gene ZNF512). NCBI's taxonomy places the organism in Eukaryota, Metazoa, Chordata, Mammalia, Chiroptera, Mormoopidae. The transcript is spliced from 14 exons. The coding region runs from base 78 to 1781 and encodes 567 amino acids. The record is from RefSeq and is a predicted model, not a curated record. Gene Ontology annotation, molecular function: zinc ion binding.
GAGAGGAGAGGAGAGCGGAAGUGGCGUUGGUCUGGCCGGAGCCCUUGGGUGAAUUUGUUAGGCGUGGAGAGGGAGUGAUGUCUUCCAGACUCGGUGCAGUACCCGCCACUCCGGGACCCACAUCCUUUAAGCAGCAGAGGAGCGCGAGGAUCGUGGGAGCUAAGAACAGGACCAAGUGCUCCAUAAAGGAUAACAGUUUCCAGUACACUAUUCCUCACGAUGAUUCCUUAAGCGGCUCAUCAUCUGCCUCUUCAUGUGAACCAGUAAGUGAUUUUCCAGCAUCCUUUCGAAAAUCUACCUCCUGGAUGAAGAUGAGAAGGAUCAAGCCAGCUACUACUCCCCAUGUUGAAGGAUCAGGUGGAGUAUCAACCAAAGGAAAAAGGAAACCCAGGCAGGAAGAAGAUGAAGAUUAUCGAGAAUUUCCUCAGAAGAAGCAUAAGCUUUAUGGGAGGAAGCAACGGCCUAAAACUCAGCCUGCUCCCAAAUCCCAGGCUCGUCGUGUUCGGAAGGAGCCACCAGCCUAUGCAGCAGGCAGUUUAGAGGAGCAAUGGUACUUAGAAAUUGUGGAUAAAGGCAGUGUCUCCUGUCCUACCUGUCAGGCAGUGGGGAGGAAGACCAUAGAGGGCUUAAAGAGACACAUGGAAAACUGCAAACAGGAAAUGUUUACUUGCCAUCAUUGUGGGAAACAACUUCGUUCACUGGCAGGGAUGAAGUAUCACGUCAUGGCAAAUCAUAAUAGUUUGCCCAUUUUGAAGACCGGAGAUGAAAUAGAUGAGCCAAGCGAGAGGGAACGGCUCCGAACAGUUCUAAAGAGACUGGGAAAGCUCAGGUGCAUGCGUGAGAGUUGCUCCAGUAGCUUCACCAGCAUCAUGGGAUAUCUCUAUCAUGUCAGAAAAUGUGGCAAAGGGGCUGCAGAGCUGGAGAAGAUGACCCUGAAGUGUCACCACUGUGAAAAGCCAUAUAGAUCGAAGGCUGGGCUGGCGUAUCACCUGAGGUCAGAGCAUGGGCCUAUCUCCUUCUUUCCAGAGUCAGGACAGCCAGAGUGCUUAAAAGAGAUGAACCUGGAGUCAAAGAGUGGGGGCCGAGUUCAGAGGCGUUCCGCCAAGAUAGCCGUGUACCAUCUGCAGGAGCUGGCCUCCGCUGAGCUGGCCAAGGAGUGGCCCAAGAGAAAGGUUCUCCAGGAUCUGGUGCCUGAUGAUCGGAAGUUAAAAUAUACUCGCCCUGGGCUGCCGACCUUCAGCCAGGAAGUACUGCAUAAAUGGAAGUCAGACAUCAAGAAGUAUCAUCGCAUUCAGUGUCCUAACCAGGGUUGUGAGGCUGUCUACAGUAGUGUAUCUGGCCUUAAAGCUCACCUGGGCUCUUGUACUUUGGGAAACUUUGUGGCUGGAAAAUACAAGUGUCUUCUAUGCCAAAAAGAAUUUGUAUCAGAGAGUGGCGUCAAGUAUCACAUCAACUCUGUCCAUGCUGAGGACUGGUUUGUUGUCAACCCAACCACCACCAAAAGCUUUGAAAAGCUGAUGAAGAUAAAGCAGCGGCAGCAAGAGGAAGAAAAGCGGAGGCAGCAGCACAGGAGCAGAAGGUCCCUAAGAAGGCGGCAGCAGGCCGGCCUCGAGCUUCCGGAGGAGGCAGAGCCCAGUCCUAAAGGAGGGAAAGAUCAGAGGAGGAGCAACGAGGAACUGCUAGUGUCGACCUCCUGUAAAGACCCAGAGCAGGAGCCAGUGCCAGCACAGUGCCAGAAAGUAAAGCCCCCAAAGACUAAUCAUAAACGAGGAAGGAAAUAGGCAGGCAGGGUGAACGCGCUCCUAGGAGAGUGGAUGCUAGAGUCACAGGGACCUGGGCUGGGAGGACUGAGCCAUGGGCUGAACGAAGAGAAGUGUGCUCUUUCAGCUGUUCGUGUAAGGCUCUGACUUUCUACUCUUUCCUCCUGUGUAAAUUUCACUGUUUUCCCUUCUUAUUCACGUUGACAAUCCCUCUCCCCCAACCCUUUUUGGUAGGUUUUCCUGCUAUUCCUCUUUGGAGUCCAUUGUUUUUUUCUUGUCUUGCCCACAGAGCUCCCUCCUAAGGCCAACUCCAGGCCCUGGUUGCCCUGUUCAAAACGAGAAAACUGGUUGUCCUUUCCUUCUUGGGAUGUGGAAUGUUCUUGGAAGCUCUAUUGGUUUAGUAGUCCUCAUCACCAAGUUUAUGAAACAAUUCCAAAUUAAUUUCUUAAAACGAUACUGAUUAAUCAUUUUGUAUUUGUGGUAUUACAAACCUAGAAGCUAGAAAUGUUGUCACUCAUGUAUAAGGUUACCCUGUCUCUUUGGGAAACAACCUUUAUGGAGGGUGUUUUUUCUCUCACAGUAUGGUUUUAGGAUUAAAAGAAAAAAUGAGGUUAGGAUGAAAAAAGAUAGAUCUUCUCUAUACUAAUUGUACUGGGAAAUGCUAUGUUUGUCCCAAGUAGCAGUGACAGACUAGACCCACAGGCAUGAAAAGCUGCCUUGGGAGCAGUGUGUCCCCGAACAUUAAAGUGGCUGGAAAGGAGAAAGUAGAAGAAGCAAUAAUUACUGCCUCAACGUUCCUUGGCCUUGGGGCCUCAUCUGUUGUUAAAAUCAGCACCCUCCUGAAGCUUGUUUUGCCCCCUCAGUUUUAAGAGUUGAGAAACACCAGAUUGAUUACCCCUGCUUUUUUUGAUGCAGGAUUCGUGUUCCCGGUAAUGCCACUAAGAUUGGUAGCCAGGGCACACAUUCCAUCUCUCCUGGACUUGACCUCACUUGUGAGUCUGUACCCUGCUGAGUCCUCAUCCCUCCCUUUAGUCAACCUCUGUCUGAAUUUUCUGAGAAUAUUGCUCUCUAUCCUCUUUUAUAUGUGUCCUGUCGUCUUUAAUCCUGAGACUUUGACACCAGAUGUAGAUAUUUACCUGGAGUUGGAAAGAAAAAUUCUUUUUCUGUACCUCAUGCCUACCUGAUAAUGUCUAAUGGGCUGUUAGAUAAUUGUUUUGAAACAAGUGAAGGACAUGGUAUAUCCACUCUACAUUUUCAUUGGCAGUUGUGCAUUUAGAGCCCUUUCAGUAGAUGAGGAUUGUCAGGGAGGAGAAAUGAAGAAGCUAUGUUAAUUUCUGGUGAGUAAGACUUGGGAAAUGUUUGGUAAUGACAAAAGAAAUA